AAACGACCGCGAAGCAAGUGAUGAUCGUCACCGUCGAUGACAGCAAGCCAAACUUUCUGCUUCUACUACUGUCGGCCUUCUUUUUCUUCUCUCAAACCCAGAUCAGCAGUAGUAGCAGAAGGACCCAGAUCUGGGUUUUUUUCAAAACACAUCUACAAUAAAAGCAAAGCUCUCCUGAGCUAAAAUCUCAAAAUCCCAUUCUUCAAUACCCAUUUCUUGUAAAAUCAAAGAGAAAGAAAAAUGUCCCAAAAUCGUAUAAAUCAUUGUCAGAUCCCAUCUUUCCUUUCGCAUGCAAACCCACCCCAAAAACUCUGAUACCUCCCAUUACAAUCCAAUCAACACAACACCCAAAAUCUCCGAUACCUCCCUGCAAUGGUGUAUUCACAGGCCUGGUUGCUCCUCCAGUUUGGGCCAUAAGAAGUCGACCUUGGUGGAGAGACAAGCACCCGAGGCGAUGGCAACGGCUGUGAUAGCAACGUGGGUGAUGGUGGAGGCGAUGGCAACAGCUAUGCCAGCGACGUGGGUGAUGGUGGAGGCGAUCGCAAUGGCUGUGACGGCGACGAGCCAAAAGGCCGGUUCAACAAGCCUAAGAAAACCCAGAUCUGGGUUUGGGUUUGAAAACCCGGAUCUGGAGAGGAAGAAGGGAACGGCUGUGACGGCAACGAGCGAAUGGCGGGUUCAACAAGCCUAAGAAAACCCAGAUCUGGGUUUGGGUUUGAAAACCCAGAUCUGGAGAGGAAGAAGGGAACAGCUGUGACGGCGACGAGCGAAUGACCAGUUUAACAAGCCUAAGAAAACCCAGAUCUGG
Rubroshorea leprosula is the source of this 808-nucleotide messenger RNA. The record is from the annotation of a GenBank genome assembly. NCBI's taxonomy places the organism in Eukaryota, Viridiplantae, Streptophyta, Magnoliopsida, Malvales, Dipterocarpaceae.